Messenger RNA from Carassius carassius (crucian carp), 1615 nucleotides. Its product is annotated as E3 ubiquitin-protein ligase TRIM35-like. The record is from RefSeq and is a predicted model, not a curated record. Gene Ontology annotation, biological process: protein ubiquitination. Lineage: Eukaryota; Metazoa; Chordata; Actinopteri; Cypriniformes; Cyprinidae. Bases 32 to 1558 code for a protein of 508 amino acids. The transcript has 6 exons. Gene Ontology annotation, molecular function: ubiquitin-protein transferase activity; zinc ion binding.
UUAGUGAUAUAUCUGUUUAGUUUCUCUCUAAAUGGCGCUUGAGGAUGAGCUGUCGUGUCCUGUGUGCACUGAUGUCUUCAGAGACCCGGUGUUACUGAGCUGUGGACACAGUUUCUGCAGACAGUGUAUUAAUGAUCACUGGACCUCCAGCAGCUCCAGAAACUGUCCCGUCUGUAGACAGGGGUCCCCGCAGGAACCAGUGUCCAACCUGUGCUUGAGGAACACCUGUGAGACUUACCUGAGAGAGCAAAGCACGAGGAAAGAGAGGGAUGAAGAACACGAGUGUCCGAUACAUGGAGAGAAAAUCGAGCUGUUCUGUCAAACAGAUGAAGAGGCUAUAUGUGCAGUGUGUAAGAAACAGGAGCACAGAUGGCACCAAACGCAAAAGCUACAGCAGACUGUGCAACAACGCAAGGCGAAGCUGAAAGCAGCUCUUCGUUCAGCUGAGAAGUCUUUGGUCUCAUUACAUAAAGGGACAGCACGAGACCCCAAAAUCUCCAGGUACAUUCAGUUUCAAGCUCAGCAUACAGAGAGAAAAAUCAGGAUGGAGUUUGAGACGCUGCAUCAGUUCCUCAGAAAGGAGGAGGAGAGCAGGAUAACGGCUCUAAAUGAAGAAGAGAACGAAAAGAGAGCGAAGAUGGAAAGAAGAAUACAAGGAGGAGUACUGUCUCUCUCUGACAGAGUGAAAGAACUGAAAGAGGGAAUCGGGGAUGAUGACAUCACCUUCCUGCAGAAUUAUCACAGAAUUAUGGACAGGUCUGACCACACACUCCCAGAUCAGGAGCUGAGUUCAGAAGCUCUUAUCGAUGUUUCCACACAUCUGGGGAACUUGAAGUAUCAAGUGUGGGAGAAGAUGAAGGACAUCUGCUCUUACUACCCUGUGAUCCUGAACCCAAGCGCUGCUCCACCAGACAUCUCUGUGUCCGAUGACCUGACCUCUGUGACCUCAUGUUUUCAUCAGCAGGACGAGGGGAACCCUCUUCCUCUGCACAGUAACCGUAUGGUGCUGGCCAGUGUGGGGUACGCUGAUGGAGCUCACGCGUGGGACGUUGAGGUGGGAGACAGUCACCGCUGGAGUCUUGGAGUGUGUUUUGGAUUGGAGGGUAAACCUGCUACACAACCUUUGACCCCUGAAAAUGGCUUCUGGGGUCUCAGACGCAAUGGAGACGCGUACGAAUUGAUGACCGCUGGGAUGUCGAGAUUAAACAUGGAGGUAAAUGCAAAGGUAGUGAGAGUGAAGAUAGUGUACUGUCAUGAGUUUCUUCAAGACAUGAUGCAGCUGAAACGCUGGAGGAAGGUGAGCUUCUCUGAUGCUAGCAGCGAUUCAUUAAUUGCAGAAUUUGCUAGAGUGCCACUGAAGAAGAAGCUCUUUCCCUUCGUGAUCCCAGAAGAUCAGGCCGUCCCGCUGCGUGUCGUCCCAGCUAACGUUACUCUAACUGUUGAACAGAAAAUAUCAUUACUGGAGAUACAUCGAUUCUCUUUUCUCCUUUUCUGUUUUUGUAUUGUUGUGUUUGUAUUUAUGAGUCUGUUAGGAAAGAGUGACCAUCAAGGCAGAUGAGAAGUAAAUGGCUGUUUAAUCACCAUAAUGGUCUGUUAUAAUGGUUCAGUCAGCUAA